AACAUCUCAGCUGGUUGAACCAUUUGAACCAUGAGCGCUUUGCAGGAAACCAGAAGCUUUUCGUUAAAAUUCCGGAAAGGCACAAAGUCAGACGAAGGAAGAGACAGAGUUACAAUGUUUGAUGUGAUUUACGGCAAAAUGAGAGAGAAGACCGUUCUGCAGCGGCUGGUAGUUGUUGCGCGGCUCCCAAGCAGACGUGAUGAUGGGACUCAACUUGGAGCCCAUUAUGAAAAUCUCAACUUUCAGUUAAGCAAACGAUACAUAUGGGAUCACAUAACAGGCCUGAUGUUAAUUUAUCCAUCCUGUCUGCUGCACGUCAUCGAAUCAUCCAGGGAUAUUCUGAUUUCUAUUUUGAAAGACCUCACAGUCAUGCAGCAACAGCCACACUGUACCUUGCUGGAAGCUAAGAUUGUGUUCAUGGCACAUAACCCUCAAAGCAGGCUGUUCCAGCAGUGGAGCUACAAGGUUCUGACUGCAAAUCAGGCAGCUGGGAUUAAAAGACUCCAGGAAGAUGACGAGACAGAUACCCUGCUUUGCAUCGUCUUGUCGGCGCUGCAGGAUCUGGGUAAAUGCCUGGAAAUAUCUAAGAAGGCUCUUCCUGAGUCGGUGCUGGAUGAGACUCCAGAGCUGAUCGUCCCUCAGAAGAUUCUGGACAAGCUUCUGACUCGAGGUGAGCUCCUGAGUCCUCAGCAACACCUGCAGAUGUACGCCUCCCCCUUAAACGUCAGCAUAGAGUCUGGGCAAGUCAACCUAAGAAACUUCUGCCCGACUGCUUAACUUUCUGCACAAAAGCUCGAAGGUAAAGAGAUCACCGUGCGUGUUUCAUCCACAUCCUGGAAAUGUAACCGUUUAUCAGUUAAAGAGUCGCCUCACAUCAGUGGCUCAUUCAUCUCUUCUAAUGUGCAGCCGAUAUGAUUUGUUCAGGUUUUAAGGCAACUAUCUUUUUUAUUUUUGUUCCUCACCACUUAGAGAAAUUACUUAUUUAAAAAUGAGCAGCAGUAUUUCUUUUCGCUGCCCCCAGAAUAACUCAGUCCCCAUGAAGGUAAAUGGUAAAUUAGUGACGGAGAAGCUGUGGAUAAUUCACUGUAAAAGGAACUUUGAGACUGGAGAGACUUUUCAUCCACCAGACUGAAAAUAUCUUGACAUUUUUCAAAGAAUUUAGUAAAGAUGUUUUAUUUUUGUUUGGUACCAACAUGAGAUAGUGGAUUUAACUUGAAAUAUUGAAACUGUGCUACAUAGAUUUUGCCAGGCAGUAAUUCCUGUUUAAAGUUUUUAUCACUUUCACCUCAACCACCU
Molecule: messenger RNA, 1296 nt
Organism: Mugil cephalus (flathead mullet)
Lineage: Eukaryota; Metazoa; Chordata; Actinopteri; Mugiliformes; Mugilidae
Product: testis-expressed protein 47
Exons: 8
Coding region: 31-777 (248 amino acids)
Source: RefSeq, a predicted model, not a curated record